CUCAGAGCGCUAUAUGGUGACAGACCACGCCCACCGCUCCCUGGUGCAGGUCCAGCCCGCAGGGUUUGGGGCUGGAGCGGGGGACCCAGGGCCCAAGUGGGAGCAUUCCUUCUGUCUGCUACUACUGGAGAACCACCAAGGCCUGGCCUGUGAACACCUGCUGAAGGCCCCCUCAGAGUGAGAGAAAACACUCGCACACAGCCUCCCAACCAACCACCUCUCAGAUAAUGCACUAUACACUAAAGAGUAAGACAAAAAUGCAUUACAGUGUUGUACCCGGUUUCUGCUCUCUCUCCUCGCUCUCUAGGUCAGAUAUGCACCGGUGGAUGGCAGCAUUCCCUUCCCUAAAUGACCCAAACAGAGAGAACAAAGAGGUGAUUUAUGAGGACUGGGGUGAGUAAAGAGACGUGACUGACCCAGUCGUAAAAUAUUAACAUUCCUAGUUAGAUGCACCUACUUCCCUGAAGUGAAAUUGUAGCCUUAACCUUUUGUGGGUUCAUAGAUUGUCCCCAGGUGCAGUGUGUGGAACAAUAUGUUGCCCAGCAGGCUGAUGAGCUCACCAUGGAGCCUGCUGACAUCAUCAACGUGCUAUGCAAGACCAAUGAGGGUAUGUGGACCAAACAAUGGAAAUUUAUUUUCAGUACAACAUUCCUACUGAAUUGUCAAGCAUCUUUAUUGGAAGACUUACAGUGCAUUCGGAGAGUAUUCAGACCCCUUGACUUUUUCCCAAAAAAAAUACGUUACAGCCUUAUUCUGAAAUGGAUUACCCCAUAAUGACAAAGCAAAAACCUGUUUUUUUGAAAGUUCAGCAAAUGUAUCAAAGAUAAAAAACAUGAAUACCUUAUUUACAUAAGUAUUCAGACCCUUUGCUAUGAGACUCUAUAUUGAGCUCAGGUGCAUCCUGUUUCUAUUGAUCAUCCUUGAGAUGUUUCUACUACUUUAUUGCAGUCCACCUGUGGUAAAUUCAAUUGAUUGGACAUGAUUUGGAAAGGCACACACACACACCUGUCUAUAUAAGGUCUCACAGUGGACAGUGCAUGUCAGAGCAUGAGGUCGAAGGAAUUGUCCGUAGAGCUCCGAGACAGGAUUGUGUCAAGGCACAGAUCUGGGGAAGGGUACCAAAACAUUUCUGCAGCAUUGAAGGUCCCCAAGAACACAGUGGCCUCCAUCAUUCUUAAAUGGAAGAAGUUUGGAACCACCAAAUGGGCCAAACUGAGCAAUCGGGGGAGAAGGGCCUUGGUCAGGGAGGUGAAUAAGAACCCCUAUGGGUCACUUUGACAGAGCUCCAGAGUUCCUCUGUGGAGAUGGGAGAACCUUCCAGAAGGACAACCAUCUCUGCAGCACUCCACCAAUCAGGUAUUUAUGGUAGAGUGUCCAGACAGAAGCCACUCCUCAGUAAAAGGCACAUGACAGCCCACUUGGAGUUUGCCAAAAGGCACCUAAAGGAAUCUCAGACCAUGAGAAACAAGAUUCUCUGGUCUGAUGAAACCAAGAUUGGCCUGGAUGCCAAACGUCAUGUCUGGAGGAAACCAGGCACCCAUCCCUACGGUGAAGCAUGGUGGUGGCAGCAUCAUGCUGUGGGGAUGUUUUUCAGCAGCAGGGAUUGGGAGACUAGUCAGGAUUGAGGGAAAGAUGAACGGAGCAAAGUACAGAGAGAUCCUUCAUGAAAACCUGCUCCAGAGCGCUCAGGACCUCAGACUGGGGUGAAGGUUCACCUUCCAACAGGACAACGACCCUAAGCACACAACCAAGACAACGCAGGAGUGGCUUCGGCACAAGUCUCUGAAUGAACCCGAUCAAACAUCUCUGGAGAGACCUGAAAAUAGCUGUGCAGCAACGCUCCCCGUCCAACCUGACAGAGCUUGAGAGGAUCUGCAGAGAAGAAUGGGAGAAACUCCCCAAAUACAGGUGUGCUAACGUUGUAGCAUCAUACCCAAGAAGACUCGAGGCUGUAAUCUCUGCCAAAGGUGCUUCAACCAAGCACUGAGUAAAGGGUCUGAAUACUUAUGUAAAUGUAAUAUUUAAGUUUCUUAUUUUGUAUAAAUUAGCAAAGAAUUCUAAAAACCUGUUUUUGCUUUGUCAUUAUGGGGUAUUGUGUAUAGAUUGAUGAGGGGGGAAAAAUAAUUUAAUCCAUUUUUGAAUAAGGAUGUAACGUUAAAAUUUUUUGGGGGAAAAAGUCAAGGGGUCUGAAUACUUUCUGAAACACUGUACAAUGUGAAAACCUUUUCCAUGAAUCAAAAUGUAAUCUCCCUCUGUUAACUAUAUUUUGUCAUCACAGUACAUUGUCUUUUUUCCCCCUUCAUGACUACCGGUAUGCCCUGCGUCCCUCAGAUUGGUACAAGGGGAUGCGUCUGUCUGACGGGGAGAAGGGUUGGUUCCCUAGCAGAAGCGUGGUGGAGAUAACCAACGAGCAUCUGAGGAGAAGGAACCUUCGGGAG
Coregonus sp. 'balchen' is the source of this 2438-nucleotide messenger RNA. Lineage: Eukaryota; Metazoa; Chordata; Actinopteri; Salmoniformes; Salmonidae. The record is from the annotation of a GenBank genome assembly.